Messenger RNA from Coccinella septempunctata (seven-spotted ladybird), 1888 nucleotides. RefSeq names its product phosphatidylserine lipase ABHD16A. Gene Ontology annotation, biological process: phosphatidylserine catabolic process; monoacylglycerol catabolic process. Lineage: Eukaryota; Metazoa; Arthropoda; Insecta; Coleoptera; Coccinellidae. The record is from RefSeq and is a predicted model, not a curated record. The transcript is spliced from 10 exons. The coding region runs from base 152 to 1744 and encodes 530 amino acids. Gene Ontology annotation, molecular function: monoacylglycerol lipase activity; glycerophospholipase activity. Gene Ontology annotation, cellular component: endomembrane system.
GAUGCUUACUUGAGACAAGUAACUGUCAACAGUGUCGAAAAUUCAUUUGAUCGAUCGACUUUCUUACGAUGAUAAACAUAAAUAGUUUAACUUGAAGUUCAAUAGUUUUAUUUCAUAGUUUAAUUUGUUGGAUUUCAUAUCCAUUAGAAAAAUGUCUUUAAGUACGAUAUGGAAAUGUAUCUUUUCACCAAGAUUGAUCAAAGUAUAUGGAACGAGCUCGAAUUUGUAUCAACCGUCAAAUUACGAAAAAUGGGGUGAUCAAGUCAUUAGUUCACUCUAUAUGAUAUGGAAAUUGGGCCUCUACACAUCGCCCUUUAUCGUGGGAAUAUUAUACCAUAAAGAUUACUUCACUCAUGAAGGCCUGUUGUCUCUAACAAAAUUUGUGACAAGUAUUGGAGUGAUACUUGUAAUAUCGUACAUAUCAAGAGGGCUAGGUAGGUCCUUUGAUGAUACCUACAAAAACUUCAUUAAAGCUCUGGAGGAAGUAAAUCAAGAAAUUACACCAAUCACCAAGCGCAAUAUCUCUGCCUAUGAUUUUGAAUUUUACGCUUGGCCCAUCGAGUAUAAUCUUCAACAACUUAAUGGAUCAAACAAAGUUUCAACUUCUGCUUUCAAUCCAAUGCCACAUGGUAAUAUGCUUGAUAAUUUGCUGCAAUUGCCAUUUAGAAUAGCAGCAGCAGUUGCUAUACAUACCUUUGGUAUUCGUCUAAUUUAUCCUGGAUCACUAGGGAUUCUGAAAAUUAUUUUAGAUAAAGCUCUCAUUCAAGGUCGUUCAAGGUAUGUGGAAUAUUUUAGAGGGGAACGUUUCAAAAUUAGAACUUCAGAUGGGAAUGAUCUAGAUACAAUGUUCGUUGACAGAAGAACUAAUUUACCGAACGGUAAUACACUUGUAAUAUGUUGCGAAGGGAACGCUGGAUUCUACGAAAUUGGCAUUAUGGGGACACCUCUUGAAGCAGGAUAUUCAGCUUUAGGAUGGAAUCACCCCGGAUUUGGAGGCAGCAGUGGAACUCCUUAUCCUCCUCAAGAACAAAAUGCAAUAGAUGCAGUCAUGCAGUUUGCUAUCAACAAGCUUGGUUUCAAGGUUGAAAAUAUCGUUAUAUUCGCUUGGAGCAUUGGUGGAUACACAGCAACUUGGGCAUCAAUGAAUUAUCCUGAUAUUAAAGGAUUGGUAUUGGAUGCGACAUUCGAUGAUAUUUUACCAUUAGCGGUAAACCAUAUGCCAGCUAUAAUAAGUCCUGUAGUUGAUUUAGCUAUAAGGGAGCAUGCUAACCUCAACGUUGCAGAACAGUUGGUUGAAUACCCAGGACCUGUGUUAUUCAUACGACGGACUGCUGACGAAAUCAUUUGCACCAAAGAAGGUGACAUAACAACAAACAGAGGCAACUUUCUUCUCAAGAAAUUAUUGUGGAGAAGGUAUCCCUUAAUUUUCGGAUCUUCCCAAAUGAAUCUCCUGGAAGAAUUCCUCAGUUUGCCAUCAUCUAAACAAGAUACAUUGCUACGAACCCAUGAAGUGAACGAAAGUGAAUGUAUUUCUUUACUUCAAUCUUAUAUAUCCGAGUAUUCCAAAUCAUUUCCUUUGAAAAUUGGAGAAGAUUUUGGUACCUUGGAGAAGAAUAAAAUGUCACUUUUCUUAGCGAGCAAAUAUUUGAAAGACUUCAAGAGUACACAUUGCACGAUGCUUCCCCCAGAAAUGUUUCAACUACCUUGGGAUAUAAAUGUAGAAAGUGAUUUCGUAUUCACGUAAAUUCCUUUCUAAUUCUUUUUUUUAUUGACAGUGAGGCAGAGCAGUUUUGAAGUGGAAAACUAGAUGAUAUUUACUGAUAAUUUAUUUAUAUAUGAGAUGUAUACUUUUUGAAAUGGUGUAGUAAAGUACUUCUUCAUCUUGGGA